AUGGCCGCCACUCACGCCACCCACAGAGAGUCAUGGGAUUCUCUCUCCUCCACCUUUGCCCACCUCGAAGUGUCCUUCUCACAGGACAGCUGCUACGGUUCUGAUGAGGUUUCUGUCUCAUCCAAUAAUCCUGCCCCACUUGAGUCCAGUGUCGCGACCUUCAUCGACAAGCGCGCCACCACUAUCCACCCGUUCUUGAAAUCGAUCCUCAAGAACUCCACUUCCGACAUACGUGAUGAAGUCGAUGGCACUGAUUCUGAGUCUGGAUAUGGCUCAGACGAUAUUGAAUUCGAUUACGAUGCCCUCUCGGAGGAUGAUGAAGAUGAGGACGAUGACGAUGACAUGUCCGAUUUUUCUAUCUGGGAGGAGACAGCGGAAAACGUCCCUGAAACACGAGAAGACCGCACCGACACCUUCGAUGAUGCUUUUAUCGGAUUUGAGCCUUCUGUUCGGUUUGCUCCGCAGAUCGAAUACAUCGAAAACCCUUGUCUCGCAGAGGAGGACGAGACCUCUGACAGUCAAAUGACAUGCCAUGAGAUGAUGAUGCUGGCCCUUCAAUCCAGCUCCGCGAGCUCCGCGAGCUCCUCGUUCCACUCCGAGGACGAAGGUGACGAUGAAGAUCAUCCUCAAUGCGAGUUCAUCCGCAAUUGUACCAACCAUCCCGAAGACUUUACUCGCGAUGCGGUCGAUGUCGAUCGUCAGCUAUUUGUCGCCUACAUGAACGGCAUUCACGGAAUUGCCGACGCCAAAUACAGGGCAUACAUUCACACACAGGCAGACAAUAUCAGACUGGGCCACGAAGCCGAGUCCAUGCAUCCAGACGACGCACCUUGCAUGUACCUGGACUCGAUUCAGAAUCAUGUCAUUGGUGUUUUCCGCAACAUCCUCUCCGUGGCUGAGCUGGACGACCUCGUCGGUCUCCGCAAACAAGAUGUCGCUGCUGAGCAGGCCAAUCCUGACUCUGCCAACCUCUCCCAAAACCACCAUCGCGUCCUUCUCGACAAAGUCGAGCACUUCCUCCUUGACCGUCUGGCCAACGGUCGAGUCGAUGUAUGCCCGGACGAGAUGAGCUUCCUUGCUGGCGGUAUCGUCCAAGCACUCGGCACGCAGGACCUUCCUGCCUCGACCUAG
Molecule: messenger RNA, 1131 nt
Organism: Penicillium daleae
Lineage: Eukaryota; Fungi; Ascomycota; Eurotiomycetes; Eurotiales; Aspergillaceae
Exons: 1
Coding region: 1-1131 (376 amino acids)
Source: RefSeq, a predicted model, not a curated record